Molecule: messenger RNA, 1478 nt
Organism: Phalaenopsis equestris
Lineage: Eukaryota; Viridiplantae; Streptophyta; Magnoliopsida; Asparagales; Orchidaceae
Product: glutathionyl-hydroquinone reductase YqjG-like
Exons: 6
Coding region: 231-1232 (333 amino acids)
Cellular component (GO): cytoplasm
Molecular function (GO): glutathione transferase activity
Source: RefSeq, a predicted model, not a curated record
UUUUGCAACGGAAUAGUCUACGAUUUUAUCAAGCUCGCAGGACGGCUGCCAUGGCGGCUGAUCGGAUAAUGGAAGGUCAACCACGGCAGCGGCCUCCUUAGGGAUGACCGCGAAAACCCUUUUCAUUAUUUAAAAGUGUUCUCAGCUCCUUCAGUCGUCUGCAUUCUCCUCAUCUCUUUUUUCAGCGUUUGCCUAUAGCAAGCCAAGGUGAAGUAAAACGUUUUUGAGUCAUGGACUCUUUGAAAUCACUUUCAAUGACCCAAGCUGCACUUUCUUGGGUGUCAAAGACUGGUGCUUUUGUCCCCACACCUUCAACUAUUCGUAAUUCUAUUUCCAAAGAUCCGAAAUCCCAAUUUCCUGCAGAGUCUGGAAGGUACCAUCUUUAUAUUUCUUAUGCAUGUCCCUGGGCAUCUAGAUGCCUAGCAUUUUUGAAACUCAAAGGACUUCAAAAGGCCAUCAGUUACACGGUAGUCAAACCAAUAUUCGAAAGGACCAAAGAGACUGAUCAACAUUUUGGAUGGGUCUUUCCUUCUUCUAGCACAGAAGAAGCUGGGGCUGAACCUGAUCAUCUGAAUGGAGCCAAGAGUGUUAGGGAACUUUAUGAGCUUGGAAGCUCAAAUUAUUCUGGAAGAUAUUCUGUCCCGGUUCUCUGGGAUAAAAAACUCAAAAUAAUUGUAAAUAAUGAGAGUUCAGAAAUAAUUCGCAUGUUAAACACCGAGUUCAAUGAAAUGGCUGAAAACGCUGAUAUGGACUUGUACCCUUCUCACCUACGAGCACGAAUUGAUGAUGUCAAUGAAUGGGUUUUUGAUGCAAUAAACUAUGGUGUUUAUAAGUGUGGGUUUGCUAUAAAACAAGGGCCUUAUGAUGAGGCUGUGACCAAGUUAUAUAAUUCCUUGGACAAAUGUGAGGAGAUAUUUGCCAAGCAACGUUAUAUUUGUGGGAAUGAACUCACAGAAGCUGAUGUUCGUCUUUUCGUAACUUUGAUAAGGUUUGAUGAGGUUUAUUCGGUUCAUUUCAAAUGUAAUAAGAAACUCCUACGUGAAUAUCCAAAUCUGUUCAAUUACACCAAAGACAUAUAUCAAAUACCAGGCAUCAGCAGCACAGUUAACAUGGAACAUAUUAAGAAGCACUACUAUGGAAGCCAUCCUAGUGUUAAUCCGCACGGAAUCAUUCCAAUUGGCUCCAACACAAAUUAUUUUGCUCCUCAUGAUAGAGAUAGGUUUAAUAAUUAACUUUGUUUGAAUUACCAUAGCUUGGGUUGAUAAAUCUCGUCAAAAAACGAGAUAAGAAGGUCCUUGUUAUAUGUUCAAUCUGCCUUGUACUCAAAUCAACUUGUUCUGGCUGAGCGCAAAAGCACUCAUAUGUUUGAGCAGCAUACUUUUUUAUGCGAUGUAAUGCUUGUUGUGACAGAUAAUUGUAAUAAAUCGGUGAUAUAUUUGUCUUUUUUUUUUUCCCCUACUACUAAAACAAUUGCUGUU